AUGUCUCUCCCCCCCGAUCUGAAGGUGCUCUGUCGCCGCUUGACCUCAACACCACCCGCCCAGUUGCCUCAUUCGAUACCGGCCUUCAUCAACCACGUCCUCCGCUGCAAAGAUGUUCUCUCUGCGCCCCAGGACCAAAAGUCCAAGGACGCCGCCUCAUCCGAGACCGCGUCUCUGGUCCACAAGUUGAGGACCAUCAUUACGACUCUUCUGAAUGGCAAGAGCGCCAUGGGACGCUUCACUGGCGCAACUCUCGUCAAGGCAGUCGUUGAUGUCGGCGGAUGGGAGUGUCUCAAGGAGUCUGGUCCUUGGGUUCGCAGCCUCUUGACUAUGAUUCAGAAGAACGACCCCUUCCCAGUAAAGGAGGUUGCAAUUGUCACUCUCGUCAGGAUAUACUCUCUGAUCCACGACUACCAGACUCUUACCAGAGAAAUCGCAACACCCACCAUCCCGACCUUCUUCAACGCAUGCUUGCAGCUGAUCAAGCUCCCACCAGCUGGCCAGCGCCUCAAGACGCCCCUCGUUGUUGUCGAGACCAUCCUGGAUGCGUUCUCAACUCUCACCCCCCUGUACCCAACCACGUCACGCCCCUUCAACGGCCAGACCAGGACUGCCAUCCGGCCCUACCUGGCGCCAACUGCCUCGGAUGGAAUUACGAUCCCCCAGCCUCUGCGUCGCGCCAGCAGACAUCUGGCGCUCUCGCUCCAUUUCACCACUGCCGGCAAGACGGGACCUACUGACGACUGGAACAAGUUGGUCGAGGAGUUGAGAAAGGACUUCCACUCGAGCGCCGACCAGGUCUUCCGCGCGGUGCAGGAAUCGUGGGAAUCAUCUGCUCCGUACACCCGCUCCAAGGUUGACUUUGACGCACCCCCGGCUGGAGCCGAGGGAGCAGCCCAGUUGCCCCCUUGGACCGGAAUUUCUGCUGGCCGCGAUAGACUCGUCGGUCUUCUCGAGUACCUCACAGAUUCCCUUCGCUACACUACGAAAGCAUCCGUCACCGUGCCCGUCGGUGCCUUGUUGGACGUGGUCUCCCGAGUGUCGUUGAUCAGCCGCAAUUCCAAGUCGCAAUCCUGGGAUCAGGCCCUCGAAACGCAGGCCGCCGUUGGUAGAGAAGAGAAGGAGGAGCUGUGGGCCGUGAUGCCGGACAUUCAUGUUGCUGCGCUCGAUCUUUUGUUGGUUCUGGCCCAAAGACUCGAGAACAACUCCCUCCCCCUUGCCCCGGAAAUCUACGACAACCUCCUCCUCGUCUUUAAGUCCGGCAUCAACAUCCCCUCAGUGCGCUUCGCCGCCUACAAGCUCCUCAACGAGACCCUCCCCGUAUGCGGUCCCGGCCUGCAGAAGCUCACCGUCGAGACUCUCGGAGUCAUCAUUCUCGCCUGCUGUCGUGACAUCCAGCAGGAGACAGGCUACGUCAAGGAGACCAAGGCGGCGACCAAGAACGGAGCAGACACCAAGAAGAACGGCAUCGCAGCAAAUGCGGACCUCUUCCUCCCCUCGCAAACGUCGGAUGCCCAGUCGUCCUCAAAACCCAGCCUGUCCAAGGACCAUCUGGCCGCCGCCGAGACCCUCCUCACCAGCCUCCUUUGCCACCUGCCCCAACAGCACCUCAAGCCCGGCCUGCGCGGCCUGCUCGACCAGACCGCCAUCCUCUCCCGCAACAAGGACGCCAUGCUCGCCAGCGUCCUGAACCCCUACGUCAACCAGGCCGGCGCCAUGUACCCCAGCAUCCUCCCCUACCUGUCGCAGCAGUACCCCAACGAUAAGGGCGUCGAGAUCCUGCGCUCCAACAUCCGCACCUCGACGCAGACACCCACCCCCGCGGACGACUUCGGCGCCAACGCGACGGCGACGCUCGCGGAGCUCGAGGCCGAGGAGGCCGCCAAGGACGGCGAGGAAGAGAUCGUCUCCGAGAUCGAGGUCGCGCAGGACGAGGAGAUGAAGGACGCGUCCGCGGCGGCCGGGACCAUUGUCGUCGCCGACGAUGACGACAGCAACCCGUUCAAGACGUCCAAGGACGCCAACGCCGCGCCGGCGGAGGUCGCGAACCCUUUCGCUGUGUCGUCCGCGCAGAAGCGCAAGCUCGACGCCAGCGACGCCAGCCCGCCCAAGAGGCAGAGCGUGGAGAGGAAGGUGGAGCGGGCCGUCGUGCCCGAGCCGGUUGCUAAGCCCGAUGAGGCGGGUGACGACGACAGUGACGACGAGAGUGUCCACUUGAACAUGGAUUUAGACGACGAUGAGGAGGAGGAUGAAGAGUAG
This is a messenger RNA of Colletotrichum gloeosporioides, 2259 nucleotides long. RefSeq lists its product as uncharacterized. The coding region runs from base 1 to 2259 and encodes 752 amino acids. Gene Ontology annotation, cellular component: nucleus. The transcript is spliced from 2 exons. Gene Ontology annotation, biological process: rRNA processing. NCBI's taxonomy places the organism in Eukaryota, Fungi, Ascomycota, Sordariomycetes, Glomerellales, Glomerellaceae. The record is from RefSeq and is a predicted model, not a curated record.